AUGGCGUUAGCAAAUAGUGUUGCGGAAUUACUCGCUCGGUUCACCAACGAUACGUCGCUUGCUUCAAUCGUCACAUCGGUGGUGGCGUGUUCUCUAGGCCUUUUCUACUUUGCGUUCUAUAGUAGACGCGCCACUACAAACGCGACAUGGUAUGCUCUUACUAGCGAUGCCCUCAAGAGCCGGUCCAAACAGCAAGAGCAAUGGAUCACCAAUUGCCAGGAGGUUCUUUACGGAGGAUUGAAAAAGGUCAAAAGAGCCAUAGCAACAUGGUCCCCUACCGGACCUGUUGUUUUCAUCCCAAACUCAUUCGCGCAUGAGAUUCGGAAUAUGAAGGAGCUUGAAUUCGGAAAAAGCUUGGUAGCUGACUUUCUGGCUACCUAUCCAGGAUUGAAUCCUAUUGCAACCGUUGAUUUCCAUGACAUCAUGCAAGACGUCGUCCGGCUCGAUCUUACCCGAUCAUUAGAUGCUAUUGCCGGAGACAUGAAUGUCGAAGUUGGCGCCGCUGUCAAAGAUUUGCUGGACUGGAAAUCUAUAGACCUAAAACCGUUCAUCUACACUAUCAUCGCCCGGGUAUCUACCCUUGUUUUUCUUGGUCCGGAAGUUGCAACAAACCAGGAAUGGCUUGAGAUAGCCGUGACUUACACUUUGAAUCUUGUACGGGGAGCCCAAAAACUCCGUGCUGUACCUCCAUUCCUACGGUUCAUUGUACAAUGGUGGAUUCCUGAGCUUAAGCUGUGCAGACAACAAGUUACUAAGGCUCGAGAAAUCAUUAACCCGGUCGUUGAGGACCGCAUCCGGAGAAAGGCUACAGGAGAGAUCACCGAGAAGACUGCUGAUAUGAUUAGUUGGGUUGAUGACAAAGCCCGGGCGAAGGGUGUCAAGAUUGAUUUUGCCAGUCUUCAACUCAAUUUCGCAACGGCGGCACUGCACACAACUACCGAAACAAUAUCGUUUUUCAUGCUUGAUGUUCUCGGGAGUGAGAAAGAAACUGGAAACACUCUCGACCGACUGAGAAAAGAGUUGGUUGCAGUUUUAUCAGAACAUGGGUUGAGAAAGUCAUCGCUGUCUUCGAUGACGCUGCUGGAUAGUGCCUUGAAGGAGUCUCAACGCAUGAACACACUUAACAAUGCCGUGGCCAACGUAACGCUUUCCGACGGCACCAUUAUCCCCAAGGGUUUCAAACUCGCCGUCGAAUCCAAGAUGGACGACCCCGAACUCUAUCCCAAUCCCGAGAAGUUCGAUAUCGAUCGGUUUGUUCAGCUCCGCGAAAUCAACCGGAAUAAAUGGCAUUAUGUCACGGGGUCACCCGAACACUUGGCAUUUGGAUACGGAAAGCAUAUUUGUCCUGGCCGCUUUUUUGCGAGCAAUGAGAUCAAGAUCGUUCUUAUGCACUUGUUGAUCAAGUACGAUUGGAAGUUUGUACCCGACCAAGGACGAUUCCCGAGAUUUUGCUCGGGAACGGAAGUUGCGGUUGACCCUCGUCAGAAGCUCAUGGUGAAGAGUAGACCUGCGGAGAUCGAUUUGGGUUCGCUUUGA
Molecule: messenger RNA, 1536 nt
Organism: Bipolaris maydis ATCC 48331
Lineage: Eukaryota; Fungi; Ascomycota; Dothideomycetes; Pleosporales; Pleosporaceae
Product: cytochrome P450
Molecular function (GO): oxidoreductase activity, acting on paired donors, with incorporation or reduction of molecular oxygen; monooxygenase activity; iron ion binding
Source: RefSeq, a predicted model, not a curated record